AGCUGGCAUGGAGAACCUCACAGAGACUGAAGGCCCCUUCAGUAAACUCUCCUUGGACCCUGCAGAGGAGUACAAGAUGAACAAAAAACGACGAGGCCUUGCUCUCAUUUUUAAUCAGAAGCUCUUUUACACAGGAUGCAAACCCCGCUAUGGGACUGAAGUUGACCGUAACAACUUGGAGAAAAGCUGCAGAAGCGGACCAUUCAGACGCAGACUGUUUCUUACUCGUCUUCCUGAGCCAUGGUGAGAAAGAUCAUGUUUGCACCAUGGAUGGCAACAUUAGAAUUCAGGAUAUCACAGCUCCUUUCAAAGGAGACAAGUGCCGGACCCUUGUAGGCAAGCCAAAGAUCUUUAUAUUACAGGCAUGUCGUGGAAAAGAGUUUGAUAAUCCUGUGACUGUCUGUGGUGGUGAAAGUGAGCCAAAGGAAGAUGAGUUGAUGGUUGAUGCCGGGGCCAUACACACACUUCCUGCUGGAGCUGAUUUCAUCAUGUGCUACUCUGUGGCUGAAGGUUACUUUUCCUUCAGGAAUGUACUAGAGGGCUCCUGGUACAUCCAGGAUCUUUGCAAGACCCUUGGAGAGCAUGGUGACUCCCUUGAAUUUACAGUUUUACUCACCCUGGUCAACAGGAUAGUGUCGAUGAGGAGUGUCAAGUUGAGUAGAGACCAGGAUGCCAUUGGGAAGAAGCAGGUGCCUUGCUUUUCUUCAAUGCUCACUAAGCAACUGUACUUUAGACCAAAAGGUCUUUCUUUGCCGCCUGUGACUCGGCAGUGGUUCUGCUGUUGGAGGUGGGGAAAAAGAGCAGCAUAAAACAUGAGGAAGAAGAUCUGAGUUUAGGUAGAACCAAAUUUUGAUGUCAUAAAUGUGCUGUCAUAAAGAUAUUAUAAAUCUGCCUUUGUGUCAUUGAUUGAUUGCUUUCUGCAAUAAAGUCCAACUUAUUUUUUUCA
Messenger RNA from Notolabrus celidotus (New Zealand spotty), 946 nucleotides. RefSeq names its product caspase-6-like. The record is from RefSeq and is a predicted model, not a curated record. Bases 150 to 809 code for a protein of 219 amino acids. Lineage: Eukaryota; Metazoa; Chordata; Actinopteri; Labriformes; Labridae. The transcript is spliced from 5 exons. Gene Ontology annotation, cellular component: cytoplasm. Gene Ontology annotation, biological process: proteolysis; apoptotic process.